This is a messenger RNA of Cordyceps militaris CM01, 2166 nucleotides long. Its product is annotated as fructose-2,6-bisphosphatase. Gene Ontology annotation, cellular component: cytosol. The transcript has 7 exons. Gene Ontology annotation, molecular function: 6-phosphofructo-2-kinase activity; fructose-2,6-bisphosphate 2-phosphatase activity; ATP binding. Lineage: Eukaryota; Fungi; Ascomycota; Sordariomycetes; Hypocreales; Cordycipitaceae. The record is from RefSeq and is a predicted model, not a curated record. Bases 1 to 2166 code for a protein of 721 amino acids. Gene Ontology annotation, biological process: fructose metabolic process; fructose 2,6-bisphosphate metabolic process.
AUGCCGGGGAAAGCUAACGGUGUCGGCGUCCAGGUCGAGGACACCAAAAUAUGUGUCGUCAUGGUGGGCCUGCCUGCCAGAGGCAAAAGCUAUAUUGCACAGAUUGCCCAGCGCUACCUGCAGUGGCUGUCCAUUCCGGCCCAGACCUUCAACGUCGGCAACUACCGGCGCAACGACGCGCCGCAUCCCACUGCCGACUUUUUUGACUUCGCCAAUGCCGAGGGUGAGCGCAAGCGCCGCGCUGCCGCCGAGGCCGCCGUUGCCGACAUGCUGCGCUGGUUCCGCUCCGGCGGCGUCGUCGGUAUCCUCGACGCCACCAAUUCCACAAAGGACCGUCGCCAAUGGGUUCACCAGAUCUGCGAGGCCAACGGUAUCGAGGUUCUCUUUGUUGAGAGCCUCUGCGACCAGGAGGAGGUUAUCAUGGCCAACAUCCUCGACGUCAAGACCUCCAGCCCCGACUACAAGGACCAGGACCCCGAGGAGGCGGCCAACGACUUUCGCCGCCGCAUCAGCCAGUACGAAAAGGUGUACAAGACGAUUGACGGCGACGGCGACGAGAGCAACUAUACAUAUCUCAAGAUCAUGAAUAUUGGCAAGCAAGUCAUCAUCAACCGCAUUCAGGACUACUUGCAGAGUCGCAUUGUAUACUACCUCAUGAACUUGCACAUCCGGCCCCGGUCUGUCUGGCUGUCCAGACACGGUGAAUCACUGUAUAAUCUGGACGGUCGAAUCGGUGGCGACACCAUGCUCUCCCCCCGAGGCGAGCUGUAUGCGAAGAAGUUACCCGAGCUUGUGCGCGAGUCCGUAGGCGAUGACCGCCCCCUGACGGUCUGGACUUCAACCCUGAAGCGCACCAUUUCCACGGCGCGCUGGCUUCCCGUGCACUACAACCAGAUGCAGUGGAAGGCGCUCGACGAGCUCGACUCGGGCGUCUGCGACGGGCUCACGUACCAGGAGAUUAAGGACAGCUAUCCUGAGGACUUUGUCGCCCGCGAUGAUGACAAGUACAACUACCGCUACCCGGCCGGCGAGUCGUACCGCGACGUGGUCAUCCGGCUCGAGCCCAUCAUCAUGGAGCUCGAGCGCAGCGAGGAUAUUCUCAUCGUCACCCACCAGGCCGUCCUGCGCUGUAUCUACGCCUACUUCAUGAAGAAGGACCAGGCUAAGAGCCCCUGGAUGAAUGUACCCCUACACACUCUCAUCAAGCUAACGCCCCGCGCCUACGGCACCGAGGAGAUUCGCUACGAGGCCAACAUUCCGGCCGUCAGCACUUGGCGCGGCAAGGGAAGCACGGCCAAGCACGAGGCCCCCACGGGCGAUACGAUCUGUUCUCACGAUAUCCCAGAGGUGAACAAGGUUCCCACCAACCAUCUGGUGCGAUCUCUUCACCGUUCUUUUGGCUAUCUCUAUCUACACGGCGGCACCACCAUGGCCUACAUUUUCCAACAACCCAUCUUUGCCGCCCAGCCGGCCUACUUUGUCCAGCCGCAGCCGCGCAUCCUCUACACCACCGGCGCGCUCGUCGCGCCGCUACCGGCCACGACGUUUUACCAGCCGCAGCCGCUCAUCCUCGCGGCGCCGGCCGCAGUGGCGGCGCCCGUCGGCGGCGGAGGGAGGGUUCUGGGAGAGGUCACGGAUGCUACUACGCCGCCGGCAGCACCACCACCAGCAGCGCUGCUGCCGCCAUCCCAGCCGGCAGCACCACCAUCCCAGCCGGCAGCGCUGCUGCCGGCAGCACCACCGCGCCAGCCCGUCUCCAUGCGCGUUGUGCUCGUCGCACCCGGCACCGCGUCCGUCGUGGACGACGUCCACUACGCCAACGCCCCCCCGGAAACCAUGGCGCGCGUCUGCGCAGACGUCGGCCACGUGCUCUCGCAGCACGGCUUCCUCGAACACGCCGCCCACGUGCAAGCCCAUGGGCUGUUGCGCGUGGUGACGGUUGGUGGUCAGGCGCCGCCGGGGGUGCGGCUUGGCGAGGAUGGGAGAGUCGUGCUGCUUAACAGGGUGGUGUGGGAGUGCAGGGCCAACGAGGCGGGCAACGACGCCGCGCUGGCGACGAGGGUCGCCGAGGCCGCCCGCAUGGGCGACUGGUUGGUGUUUCAGCUCUGUUUGCCGCCGGAGCAGCCGCAGCCGCCAGCGGCGUCUGGGGAGGAGGGCAGUGCGUGA